AUGAAAGUGCGGAAAGAAAGGCGCAGAGUAGCUUGCACAUACUGCGCGGUGAUUUGCAGUCACCCGGAGAUUCAAGCAGCUUUGCCGACGAGUGUUGCCAGAGGCUACCAGGCCCUGCCGCCGACAAGAUUGCGCCUGCUGCGCGGGAAGUCUUCUUGGGUGACGUCCAACACCAUGAUCACAAUACUGGCAGCUGUCAGAGAGGCUCUCCAGCCCUGGCUUCCUUUGGUGAAGCCAAUUUUGCUCCUGGACACAGCUGCUCCGCACUUGCCGAAGAGAGUGCUUUCUUUCUCUAAGAAGAAGGGGUUGCAACUUCUUUUUGUGCCGGCGUGGGGCACCAGCCUCACGCAGCCGCUGGACGUAUACGGCUUCGCUGCAUUCAAUCUCUACCUGCGGCGCAAGUACAUGGAACAAAGACAGACAGCGCUGGACGGGCAGCCUGUUCGCCGCAGAUCUCGUCUCAUGAAAAAGGCGUCGGGCCUGUCCACUGGUGCCUACAUCGACGUGGAGCUCUACAAGCAGCGGCGUUGCUUUUUAAGCAGCCUCCAGUUGCCGAAAGCGAAAGUGCAGAUCCUGCGGAUCUGCCUCCAGUUGCCGAAGCCGAAAGUGCAGAACCUGCAAAUCGCCUUCCAGUUGCCGAAAGCGAAAGUGCAGACCCUGCAGCUCGUUGGUGUGUUUCGUGAGCAGCACUGCAGUGGACAGUGGCAUUUUCAUGUGGCCACAGCGCUGUCAGUGCCUUGUCGCUGGGCUGGAUGGAAGAGGGAGCUGGCGAAAGCCGGAUAUGUAGCCCACUUCGCAAACAUGUCUAUCGAUGAUCACAGCAAGCACAGAAAGCUCCAAUAUGCUUACAUGUUGCGGUACCUUUGGUUGCCGAGUGAGAAGAAAGGUUUGUCAGCCUUGGACAAGGACCCAUUAUUGUGUUGCUCUGGGGGCCGCAAGCAUCCGCCGCUUUUGGAUGCAAUCAACGGCGCGCUGGACAGUGCUGCGAUUGAAGAGAAAGUUGCAGAGCGCUUUUUGCAGCGUUACGCUGCUGGCAAGCAGAAACCCGCCAAAUUCGCAGACCUCGAGCUGUGGCCGAUUGUGAAGCACCUUGGAGUACAGCCAGAUGACCCUGUGCUGCUGGCAAGGUUGCUUCAGCAUGGCCGUGAUUCGGGCAACGAGCGUCUCCUCAACUAUCUAUUUGCCAACAGUGGGCAGAUCAGACAGAAGGUGGAGAUGUGUUGCGCUUUGGAGACAUGUGACCGAGCUGUCGCAGAAGCGGAAACGAAUGCUUGGCAGCGCUUCACUUCCGCCUUGGCGCAGCCGUGUUCGCCGCAGAUCUCGUCUCAUGAAAAAGGCGUCGGGCCUGUCCACUGGAGACUUAGCUUGGCUCCUGGCUCGGCGUGCGGAGUAAAGGCCAAGUAG
This is a messenger RNA of Effrenium voratum, 1404 nucleotides long. Lineage: Eukaryota; Dinophyceae; Suessiales; Symbiodiniaceae. The record is from the annotation of a GenBank genome assembly.